GGUGGUAGGUACCUCAUAGCCUCAUCUGCUUCGGCAUGUGAUCCUUCAACUAGACGCAUCUACAUCUGUCACCCGUCAUCCUCCAACUUGCCCGCUCCCUAUCUUCCUCUCAGUUUCACAGCCAGUUCCAAUAAACCGCCCCAGCUUCGGCUCUCCUAGGCAUAAUUGCCACAUACUAAAGCCUAACAUAUUGGUAUGAAGUGUAUUGCUGUGGCAUUAUAGUACCCUCUCCACACCCUCAUUUACCUAUAUCAUGCUAUAUCCUUAUUGAGGCCUGUGGUGCCAGGCUGGCGAACAGCUAAAUCAUUUCCCCCCUUCAAAACUCCUUAUUCGCUUUUGGCAGAUAUAAGUCCCUUUUCAUGGUCAAGCACAUUUAUACUGUCAUGAGCUGAACACGCCGGAAUGGACGACUUUGGCGCCGACGUCUUCGUCAACCGUGAUGACCCUAUCCCGACUGUCGUUCUCGACGGGUCGACGCCGCCAAAGCCCCGUACUCCACCGAACCAGGCAGACCAUUCCGACGCCGAGUCCAACCAGUCGCACAACCACCGCCGGGGUCUCCGCGGCCGAUUCUCGGCCUUCAAGGAGAAGGCCAAGAUCCAAGACCAGCUUGUCGAGAAGUUGCUAGCCCAGAUCGUCCCCCUCGACGACGACGCCUACGCCACGCAAGAUGACCAGAAGGGCGACGCCGGCGGCGGCAGCCCCGGUGUGGAGCGCCCCAACUUCAACCUGACCACCAUGUCAACUAAUUUCCGGCGCUUCAACGCCCGGAUCGGCGUCGUCUUCGUCUUCCAGGCCCGCGUCAUCCGCCUGCUGUCCUGGCGCCAGCCCACCCAUACGCUCUCCUUCCUCGCCAUCUACACUUUCAUCUGUCUCGACCCUUACCUCCUGCCGCCGCUGCUGCUAGCAAUCCUCCUGGUCGGCGUCCUUGUGCCGAGCUUCGUCGCGCGCCACCCCGCCGUGCCGUUCAAUCUGUCAAGUGAGCAGGCCAUCGGGUACUCGCCUCACGGCCCGCCGAUAGCCCCGGCCGUCACCGUCAAGCCUGUAAAGGAGCUGAGCCGCGACUUCUUCCGUAACAUGCGGGACCUCCAGAACAGCAUGGAGGACUUCACCCAGCUCCACGAUGCCGUCGCGCAGCUGGUCGUGCCGCGCACCAACUUCAGCGACGAGGCGUUCAGCAGCGCCCUCUUCGCCGUCCUCUUCGGUGCCUGCCUCUUCAUGAGCAUCGCGUCGAACGCGCUCCCCUGGCGCCUCAUCUUCCUCUCCCUCGGCUGGGCCGUCACAUGUUCUGGCCACCCGGCGGCGCAGCGCCAACUGCAGGCGGCACACGAGCGACACAUCCACCCGCAGGAGGCGCGGGCGAUGAGCUGGGUCGAGCGGUGGGUCGAGCGCGACGUAGUGCUCGACAGCGCGCCGGAGACACGCGAGGUCGAAGUCUUCGAGCUGCAGCGACUCCGGGGAGGCGCGGGCGGCGAGUGGGAGCCGUGGCUGUUUAGCGCGUCGCCGCACGAUCCGUUGUCGGCGGCGCGGAUCGCGGGGCGCCGACCGGCCGGGACACGGUUCUUCGAAGACGUGCUGCCGCCGCGCGGCUGGGAGUGGAGCGAGAAGAAGUGGGCGCUCGACCUCUGGAGCCGCGAGUGGGUCGAGGAGCGCAUCAUCACGGGCGUCGAGGUCGAGACCGAGGGCGAGCGCUGGGUCUACGACAUCUACGACGAGCAGCAGCAGGCGGCGGCGGCGAGGGUGGGCGUCGUAGAGCUGCCGGUCGCGGGCGUUGUCGACGACGACGCCUCCUACACGGGCAGCAGCUACAGUAAUAAUAACAACAACGAUAGCGGCAGCAACGGCAGUAUCCGGGCCAAGGCCAGGGCAGCGCGACCCCGGCCGAGCUGGGAGGAGGGCGAGGAUGGGGACGGGAGGCGAGGCGAGUGGCGGCGCAGGCGGUGGGUGAGGCUCGUGAAGCGGAAGAAUAUGCCGAACACGGAGGCGUGAUACGGAAUGGGGCAGCGGACGGAGGAGGUGGUUGAAAUCGAAUUAAUUGGAUUCUUGGAUAUCCUACAUCAGGCCUUACUACGUAGUCGGGCCCUCCUGACCGUGCUGUAGCUCGAUCCCACCCCGACGCCAACCUUGAUAUUAAUUGCCCCCCCCCCC
Molecule: messenger RNA, 2148 nt
Organism: Durotheca rogersii
Lineage: Eukaryota; Fungi; Ascomycota; Sordariomycetes; Xylariales; Xylariaceae
Product: Pex24p-domain-containing protein
Exons: 1
Coding region: 403-1989 (528 amino acids)
Biological process (GO): peroxisome organization
Cellular component (GO): peroxisomal membrane
Source: RefSeq, a predicted model, not a curated record